Molecule: messenger RNA, 4182 nt
Organism: Misgurnus anguillicaudatus (oriental weatherfish)
Lineage: Eukaryota; Metazoa; Chordata; Actinopteri; Cypriniformes; Cobitidae
Gene: cpt1aa
Product: carnitine palmitoyltransferase 1Aa (liver)
Biological process (GO): fatty acid metabolic process; carnitine metabolic process
Cellular component (GO): mitochondrion
Molecular function (GO): carnitine O-palmitoyltransferase activity
Source: RefSeq, a predicted model, not a curated record
AAUCUAGUCUGCACUAUUUAAAACUGAAAAGGUGUCACACAACAGUUAUAUCAAUGAAUACACUUUGCGUGCAACUGAAAGAUUAUAUGCCAUGUCAUAACAUUUUACACGAGGUGGAGAGUGGGCGGGCUAUCAUGGUUUAGUCUUCGUGUUGUUAAAGUAAACGGAACUCGAAAAAAAUCUGGGAUAAAACGUCGUCUUGCAACUGAAUCCGUUGUAAUAUUUAACUGAAUGAAUGUCCGAUUGUAAUAUAUGUAGCUUAUAGGUCUUUCCUGGAGAAGUGAUCUACAGAUAAGACGAGUUAUUAGUGCUGACUCAGGAUGGCAGAAGCUCAUCAGGCGGUGGCCUUUCAGUUCACUGUGACUCCUGAUGGCAUUGACCUUCAGCUCAGUCACGAAGCUCUUCGGCAGGUCUAUUUGUCCGGUCUUCAUUCCUGGAAGAAGAGAUUUGUCCAGUUUAAGAAUGGGGUUUUAAAUGGGGUGUACCCAGGAAGUGCACCAGGCUUCAUGCUGGUGAUGGCAGGAUACAUGGGAAGAGCACAUUAUUUGAAAGCGGACCCUUCCUUAGGCUUGCUUGUCAAACUCGGAAAAUAUCUUCCAGUCAGUAGGUACAUGUCUCAUCAAAAUCAGAUGUUAGUUGGAGGUGUCAUAGUGGGCACUGGUCUGUGGAUUGGCAUCAUAUUUACCAUGAGGAGUGUCCUGAAGUGCCUGUUGUCCUGGCAUGGCUGGAUGAAUGGGCCACGGGGAAAAUUGACCUGGAAAAUUCAACUUUGGCUGAUACUAAUGAAGAUUUUUUCGGGCAUGCAAACACCAAUGCUAUACAGCUUCCAGACUUCACUUCCUCAUUUACCUCUGCCCUCUGUGAAGGACACGAUGAGGAGAUAUCUUGAGUCAGUCCGGGCACUCCUGAAUGAUGAGGAAUACCAAAGAAUGGAGAGUCUUGCGCUCGACUUUCAAAAGAACCUUGGACCAAAACUUCAGUGGUACCUUAAACUGAAGUAUUGGUGGGCCACCAAUUAUGUCAGUGAUUGGUGGGAAGAAUAUAUCUAUUUGAGAGGUCGUGGGCCAAUCAUGGUUAACAGCAACUAUUAUGCAAUGGACUUUCUGUAUGUCUUUCCCACACAUCUGCAAGCAGCGAGAGCUGGUAACGCCAUUCAUGCCAUCAUGCUUUACAGGAGGAAACUGGACCGGGCACAGAUUAAGCCGCUUAUGCUUCAAAACACCAUCCCCAUGUGCUCGUCCCAAUAUGAGCGUAUGUUCAACACAAGUCGCAUCCCAGGCAUAGAAACAGACUCUGUUCAACACGUGUCUGACAGCCGACAUAUUGCGGUGUUUCACCGGGGCCGUUACUUUAAAGUGUGGCUUUUCUAUGAUGGACGGCUGCUUUUGCCGCGGGAGAUAGAGCAGCAGAUGGAGAGAAUCCUGAUGGACACGUCAGAGCCGCAGCCUGGAGAAGAAAACCUCGCUGCCCUUACUGCAGGAAACAGAGUGCCUUGGGCGUGUGCCCGUAAUGCAUACUUUAGACACGGCAGGAACAAACAGUCUUUGGAUGCUGUGGAGAAGGCUGCUUUCUUUGUUACUCUGGAUGAUACAGAGCAGCACUAUGAUCUAAACGAUCCUGUGAAGUCCCUGGACCGCUACGCCAAAUCCCUCCUCCACGGGAAAUGUUAUGACAGGUGGUUUGAUAAGUCCUUCAACCUGAUCAUUUUCAAGAAUGGAACAAUGGGCAUUAAUGCAGAACAUAGCUGGGCUGAUGCUCCCAUCAUUGGCCACCUCUGGGAGCAUGUGCUCUCGAUGGACCCUGUUAAGCUGGGCUACGCAGCAGAUGGUCACUGUAAAGGAGAACCUCACCCUCAUCUCCCAGGACCUCAAAGGCUCCAGUGGAGUAUCCCACCUGAGUGCCAGACGAUGAUCACCAACUCUCUGUCUGUGGCUGAGGCUUUGGCUGAUGAUGUGGACUCUCACAUCAUCCCCUUCAGUGACUUUGGAAAAGGCUUGAUCAAGAAGUGUAGGACCAGUCCAGAUGCCUUUAUUCAGCUUGCACUACAACUGGCCCAUUUUAAAGACAAAGGGAAGUUUUGCUUGACUUAUGAGGCAUCAAUGACACGUUUAUUCAAAGAAGGACGAACAGAAACGGUGCGCUCGUGCACCAUGGAGUCGUGUGCCUUUGUUCGUGCCAUGGUCAACAACGACACGAGAGAACAGAAACUCGGUUUACUGAAGCUGGCUGCUGAGAAACACCAGCAAAUGUACAGACUGGCAAUGACUGGCAAAGGCAUUGACCGCCAUCUCUUCUGCCUCUACGUAGUGUCUAAAUAUCUUGGGCAGGACUCUCCUUUUCUCCAGGAGGUGCUAUCAGAGCCUUGGAAACUCUCCACCAGUCAAACUCCUCUACAGCAGCUGGAGCUGUUUGACCUGGUGAGACACCCUGAGUAUGUUACAAGCGGAGGGGGGUUCGGACCGGUUGCUGAUGAUGGUUAUGGUGUGGCAUAUGUGAUUGUCGGAGAAAACCUCAUCAAUUUCCACAUCUCUUCCAAGCGUUCCAGUCCAGAGACGGACUCUCAUCGGUUUGGAAACAAUAUCAGACAAGCAAUGCUUGAUAUGCUGGAUCUCUUUCAGCUCGACACUAACAACCCAAAGUAAUUUGAUUGGUGGAAAAAUAUACACAUUUUAAAAUUUUACCUUAACUAUAGGUCUGCAUUAUUACUGUUGAGAGAAACUUGAAUUUUUUUUUUUUUUUUUUGAACGAACCUUUUUCUUUUGUUGUCUUGUUUGUUUGCAUGUUUGUGAGAGAUGCUGCAUAUAAAAGAGAGAAAUAGGGAGCAAGUGUGAGUUUCUUCAAGGAAUCUCAUUCUGUGAUGUUAUGUGUUGGUGCCUUAACAUGUGUCUUCACUCAACAGUUCAAUGCAGGUGAUGUGAAAUGUGUAAUUUAUUAAAAGCAUUUCAUUAUCAGGACCUUAUUUACCAAGACAUGUUUCUGGCACACAGUAUAGUUAACUUAUCUAUCUUAACUAAAUCCACAAUUUUCAAAAGAUGAAAUAUUCUCUUGACUGUUAAAAGAAGCAUAAUAAUAAUUAGCUUGGCCUGGCUUUUGUUGGCGCUUUGAUCUGUUAUCUUAACUGAAGUGUUCAGUUGUAAAUUGAAGGAAAGCAUAGCUCUGCAUUUGUCUUUUUUGUUUUGAGUUAUUAUAUUUCCCAUUGCUCCAUAUUAAGAAAUGAGGGGAAGGAUAGAAUUACACCUUUUUGACCAACCAAAUAUUCCCAUAUCAACUUGCUGUUAUUUAUUUUAUUGAACGUGCUGAUGCUCAUAUAAUGCAUCCUCACAUAAGUGUACAUUUAUUUCAUUUAUUCUUGCCUUCAUUCUGUUCUUAAGUUCCUUUUUUUAGGUUUUACAUUAUUUUUUAGAAAAUGUAGUAAUACAUUAUUAUUUUUUAACAUAAUAUAGCAAGUUGGCACCCUGAUGUUACAAUGGCUUCUUCAGCGAUGCAUGUGAAGCAUUUAAUGUUACAGCUAAAUCCCAUGAAUGAAUAAAUUCAACAUUUCCUCUGCUUCCUCAAACUCGACAUACUCAGCAUCUAGCCGGGUGGACCGAUUUCCCACCUGCUUCAUGAACUGGCUGACCAUCAAUGAGCAGAUGUUUUUCAGCUUCACAUACGUAUCUUGUUUCCAUGAGAAAACCUAUGGUUAAAUACCAGAACUGUUUUUAUAAAUGCAGCUGAAGGAGCUUGGUUAUGUCAGCAAUAAGCCAGCUUUUGAAAAAGUAAUGCAGAUCCAGAAUAACAGAUCCAAUCUGCCUUAAAUUUCAAUGCUGUUAAAGUUUUUCCCACACAAACCAGUGAUUGGUGUCCUACUUGCCAAAAUAUUAUUUACUUUAAGUGUUACAAACUGCUUGGAAGAAACUGACUGUACGCAACUCUUCCUUUGCAAAGUUCUUCUUUAAAUUGUUUCACAUUAUAUUCCUGGGAUAGUGGUAGAUUUCUGUUCAAUGUUUGAUGUUAAAAAAUGAGAAAAAUACAAUGUAGAUAUUAAGAUUAUCUUCUUUCAUUGAAAAAUACUUUUUUUGGUUAACAUUAUCGGCCACACAUGACUUGUUGUUUAACACAUCUGUUCAUGCAAUCUCAAUUAUUAUUCUCAUUUUUUUUCAGAACAAAUAAAAAUAAAGAACAAUAAUAACCAUAUCAUAA